Messenger RNA from Manduca sexta (tobacco hornworm), 2852 nucleotides. RefSeq names its product isocitrate dehydrogenase [NADP] cytoplasmic. Bases 153 to 1460 code for a protein of 435 amino acids. Gene Ontology annotation, molecular function: isocitrate dehydrogenase (NADP+) activity; NAD binding; magnesium ion binding. Gene Ontology annotation, cellular component: mitochondrion. The transcript has 9 exons. Gene Ontology annotation, biological process: isocitrate metabolic process. Lineage: Eukaryota; Metazoa; Arthropoda; Insecta; Lepidoptera; Sphingidae. The record is from RefSeq and is a predicted model, not a curated record.
GUCGCUAGAUACUGAUAUCGCAUAACAAAACAUAUUCAUCAAAUCUCCAAUGUGUUGAGCGGUGGGGCUGCAUUCAUAGCUCGUACUCGUGGAGGUUAUUUUGCCAAGCGUGGGAGAUUUCUGAGUGAACGCGCCACGUAUACUUAAAAAAAAUGGCCGGCAAUAACGCAAAGAAGUUAUUACAAUGUGUAAACCAACUUACAUUUAUGCAGUUAAGAAAUUAUGGCUCUGCCAAAAGAGUUGUGGCAGCCAAGCCAGUUGUGGAGAUGGAUGGAGAUGAAAUGACCCGGAUCAUCUGGGCUAAGAUUAAAGAAAAACUCAUCUUCCCAUAUGUCAAGCUGGACUGCCUUUACUUCGACUUGGGCCUGCCGCACCGCGACGCCACCGACGACCAGGUGACGAUCGACGCGGCCCACGCCAUCCUCAAGCAUAAUGUUGGCAUCAAGUGCGCCACCAUCACCCCUGACGAGCAGAGAGUCGAAGAAUUCAAAUUGAAAAAAAUGUGGCUGAGUCCCAACGGGACGAUCCGUAAUAUUCUUGGCGGCACGGUGUUUCGCGAGCCCAUUCUUUGCAAGAGCAUCCCAAGAGUUGUUCCGGGAUGGACGCAGGCGAUUGUGAUAGGUCGUCACGCUCACGGCGAUCAAUACAAGGCGCAAGAUUUUGUCGUGCCUAAACCAGGAAAGGUGGAGUUUAUCUACACCGCUGAAGACGGAUCAGUAGAGAAACGUCUCUUGUAUGACUUCAAAGGUCCGGGCGUGGCUAUGGGCAUGUACAACACCGACGAAUCUAUCCGAGCGUUUGCGCAUUCUAGUUUUCAGGUAGCGUUGCAGAAAAAGUGGCCGCUUUACCUAUCUACUAAAAACACUAUACUUAAGCGUUACGAUGGCCGCUUCAAGGACAUCUUUGAGGAAAUAUAUCAGAGCGAUUACAAGAAACAGUUCGAGGCCGCUAAGAUUUGGUACGAGCACCGUCUCAUCGACGACAUGGUGGCGCAGGCCAUCAAGAGCGCCGGCGGCUUCGUCUGGGCGUGCAAGAACUAUGAUGGUGACGUGCAGUCCGAUAUCGUAGCGCAGGGGUACGGUUCGCUGGGCAUGAUGACGUCGGUGCUGAUGUGUCCGGACGGGCGCACGGUGGAGUCGGAGGCGGCGCACGGCACGGUGACGCGCCACUACCGCAUGCACCAGCAGGGCAAGCCCACCUCCACCAACCCCGUCGCCUCCAUCUACGCGUGGACCAGAGGCCUCAUACACCGCGCCAAGCUCGACGGAACACCAGAACUAGAGCGGUUUGCUCUCGCGCUGGAAGAGGCCUGCGUCGAGUGCAUCGAUAGCGGUAAAAUGACUAAGGACCUCGUGAUCUGUAUUCACGGAUUGGCCAACACUAAGGAGGGGAUGUACUUACACACAGAAGAUUUCCUUCAAGCUAUUGCCGAUCAAUUGGAGCGUAAACUAUCAAAGUAAAUGUGAUCAAACUCAAUAGGACGUGUUUAGACACUGCCCUUAUUAAAACUUCUCAAAUAACGUAAUGUCUAUAUGUCAUAUAAAUUAAAAUGCCCUGUGCUUUUAGUUAAUGAGUAGUAAAUAAAAAAAGCAUUGUUGAGCAGUCGACAUCGAUAUGUAAUACUUAAUUGCCAAGAGUUUAUCGUUUGUAUAGAUCAGUCUUCCAUAAAUGGGUCAUUACUCAUGAGACCGGAUUAUAACUUAACAAGCCCAAAAUAUUCGGGAAGAUAUGCUUGAAAACCUUCAAAACAUGCAACAUCAAAAGAAUGAAAUGAAAAUAAAUUAAUUGUUAGGUUAUUUCUACUUAAAAUCAGAAUAUAAUUUGCGGGACCAAAAAAAAAGAAAGAGACCUAAUUGCAACUAAUUCGGACGCAAUAUGCUUUUCGUUAGAGUGAUGACCUAAAAAAAACGAAAAACUAAUGGUUAUAAAGUAUAAGUAAUUUAUAGACUCAAAUAUAAAACUCGUGACUAUAAUUUAUAUGACAUAUCUGCGUUAGAAAUAAUAGCUAUAACACGAGAUGUAAAAUUAAUAAGAAAUAAUUUGUGAUUGUCAAGAAAAUGUAUCAAAUUGGAAAAAAACUCACUAUAAAAUUAUCCAGCCAAAUUAAAGAAAGCAUUAUUAUCCUAAGUAAUUAAGAAGAUUAUCACAUUUAGAUAUAGUUUGGCCUAAAUGAAAUGUAUGCAUACGUAUUCUUGCCUUGUUUUCCCACCCUCGGUAGGCGUAAAGAAUAAGAUGGCGCAUGUAUGAAUUCCUAUGCUGUUAAUGUGACAAACUGUAAGCCAAUAUAGAAGUAUUUUCUGUAUAUCUGUAGUUACUAAAUAGUGGGCUAAUCCAAAUUAUAGACGAGUCGACCCAGUGGUCGACUCGAAAGUAUCCUACUGUCAGUACCGUAGGAUAGUUUCAUCUCUCUCGCACAUUUCUGGCUAGAUAACUUAACAGCUGGAUAGCCACGUACUUUUCGUUGCAUAUCUAUGUCACUAACGGCAGAAUAUAAUUUAAUAAUCUCUUUAGCUUCAAUAAGGAUUACAGUUAAAAGGAUCCCAGUGAUAUAAGUAUGCUACGUAAGACUUAUUAUGACACAGAUUUAGCGAUAGUAGUAAGACUGAUAAAGUGGUGCAUGAUACGAGACUGAAACCAAGAGUUUUGAUUAUUAAAUGUUUACUGAAAUCUGUUCUCAUAGUUCUAAUUAUUUCAUUUCUAACUGUGCCAUUAAGUAUCGAUUGUUAUUACGUUAUGAAUUUAACUAUCGAUAUAAAUGUACAUUCUGUAUAAAUCAAUUUAAAUAAUGAAAUCUGUUAAAAGCUGGUUUGUAAAAUGUAUGUAUGGAAGUUAUAAUUACAAUUUUAUUUUAU